Molecule: messenger RNA, 4452 nt
Organism: Belonocnema kinseyi
Lineage: Eukaryota; Metazoa; Arthropoda; Insecta; Hymenoptera; Cynipidae
Gene: Stat92E
Product: signal transducer and activator of transcription 5B
Exons: 8
Coding region: 204-2687 (827 amino acids)
Biological process (GO): defense response; regulation of cell population proliferation; cell surface receptor signaling pathway via JAK-STAT
Molecular function (GO): DNA-binding transcription factor activity, RNA polymerase II-specific; RNA polymerase II cis-regulatory region sequence-specific DNA binding
Source: RefSeq, a predicted model, not a curated record
AACAGUCAGUAGAUGGACUAUCGACUUGUGAGUUGUGUUUGUGCGACCGGUUCUGCUUUAACAUCUUUGUUUCCGCAAAGCAUCAUCGAACUCAACACAUCUUUAUUCGCAGUGAAAAUCCGAGAGGCCGAUUCAGCAAUCAGUCAGUACGUUUCCUGGGGCUUGUCUUCGGACUAGCAAGACCAGGUUUAGAACGUACAAUCAUGUCUCUGUGGGAGAAAGCUCAGCGCUUACCUCCGCACGCACUUCAACAGGUACGCAACAUCUACGGCGAUCACUUCCCAAUUGAAGUGCGGCACUUCUUAUCAACAUGGCUCGAAGAAAAAAUGUGGAGUAACAUAGAUGCUGAAAAUCCACAAUAUGAACAAUUCAUUGCUAAUUUGGUGGGCUCCUUCAUUCAAGAACUUGAAUCGAAGGCUGCAUCACUGCACACAAGUGAUCUCUUUCCUACAAAGAUGAAGCUUUCAGAAGCAGCAGGAACUUUUCGCCAAAGAUAUAGUCAGAAUCCGAUAUCAUUGUUCAAAAUAAUCAGGCAUUGCCUGUUGACAGAAAUGAAAUUGGUAGCGCAAGUUGACGAUUUGGGAGGCACCAUGAUGAUGAACAUUGUAGGCGACCCAAUGAUGGUUGGCGAUGCCGCCACCGAAAUUGCCCAACAAGUCGAUUCCCUCCGUCGAAGAACGCACGAAAGUGGCGAGGAUCUUCGCAAAAUGGAACAAGAAUUGGAAGCGUUUGCUCUCAGUUAUCACGAAUGCACAAAGAUAAAUGCAACUCUCCAGCACUUAUCGACACAACCUCAGAGCCAGCAGAAUCUUGAAUACGAGAAGAAAAUUACUAGGCAAAAGGAACAGCAAGAACAAUUACUAAAUCACAAAGUAGCAACGAUGCUGCAGCUGCGUUUAAAUAUAGCCGACAAAUUAAAAGAUAACGUGAGCAAGUUGAGUAAUCUGCAGUCGAGAGUCCUGGACGAUGAACUCCUCAAGUGGAAAAGAGACCAACAAUUAGCAGGAAAUGGUGCGUCCUUCAACAGUAAUUUAGACACGAUUCAGGAAUGGUGCGAGAGUCUUGCUGAAUUGAUUUGGAUGAAUCGUCAGCAGAUUAAAGAAGCCGAGCGUCUGAAACAGAAGGCAGUUCGCGAUCCACCCGGCUUGCAGGAUGUUCUUCCUGCGCUGAACACGCAGAUUACACAGCUCUUGAGUUCGCUGGUGACUAGCACAUUUAUCAUCGAGAAGCAGCCUCCUCAAGUCAUGAAAACCAAUACAAGAUUCACGAGUACUGUUCGACUUUUGGUGGGAGGUAAAUUGAACGUUCACAUGACGCCACCCCAAGUCAAAGUAAGCAUAAUCAGCGAGGCUCAGGCUCUGGCUCUGCUAAAAACUGACACGAAGAUGACAAAGGUGACUAACGAAGCCAGCGGCGAUAUUCUCAAUAAUACGGGAACGAUGGAGUAUCAUCAGGCGACGAGGCAGUUGUCUGUUAGUUUUCGAAACAUGCAGCUGAAGAAAAUCAAGCGAGCAGAGAAGAAGGGGACUGAAUCAGUGAUGGACGAGAAGUUUUCCCUCUUUUUCCAGUCGCAGUUUAGCGUUGGCGGCGGCGAACUUGUGUUUCAGGUCUGGACAUUGAGUUUGCCAGUUGUCGUGAUUGUCCACGGAAAUCAGGAGCCACACGCGUGGGCAACAGUUACGUGGGACAAUGCUUUCGCGGAGCCGGGGAGAGUACCUUUUGUCAUUCCUGACAAAGUUCCCUGGAUACAAGUUGCAGUGGCACUCAAUGUCAAAUUCAAGUCUUCCACUGGACGUUGUCUGACUGAAGAUAAUCUGCGCUUCCUGGCCGAGAAAGCCUUCCGUGGAGCGAAUCCCGGAAAUCAAGAUUAUUCGAGCCUUCUUCUCAGCUGGGCGCAAUUUUGCAAGGAACCUUUGCCUGAGAGGAACUUUACAUUCUGGGAGUGGUUCUAUGCUGUGAUGAAACUUACGAGGGAGCACCUGAGAAGUCCGUGGAUUGACGGGUACAUUCUUGGAUUUGUGCGGAAGAAGCAGGCAGAGGAGAUGCUUACGAACUGUACGUCGGGAACUUUUUUGAUGAGAUUCUCGGAUUCGGAACUUGGUGGUGUGACGAUUGCUUGGGUUGGAGAUACACCUGAAGUGUUUAUGCUCCAGCCUUUUACGAGUAAAGACUUUGCAAUUAGAAGCCUGCCGGACAGGGUUUCUGAUCUGCAGCACUUAUUGUACCUCUAUCCAGAUGUAUCCAAAGAUCAGGCAUUUUCGAAAUAUUACACACCAUUCGCUGAAAAUCAAUCAGUGACCAACGGCUACGUCCGGCCUCUCUUAGUGACACAUGUGCCAGGUUGGGGUGGACCCUCACUCGGUGGACAAACUCCUUCACAUUCUUCGAUUGUGGGAGUAGGCAGUUCAAGUCAUGGACCUGGAGGAAGUUAUCCCAACACGCCAUCCACCAUGUUUCAAGCCCACAGUCCAGAUCCGUCUGUGACACGAGAUACUCCGUCCGUGGCUUCCAGUUACGCUCCGGGUCUUGGCCAGACGGGGACUGGUCGGUCGACUAGUGACAUGGAGUACGUCGACAUGAUGAGCCAAGCAAACGAUUUAUCCGCCAUCGAUGAGAACCUCACCAUGGAACAGAUGAACUUUAACUUCCCCGAUUUCAUCCAGAAUUUUGGCGUCAGGCCGCAAUAGGUACGUUUUUAAACGAUCAUUGCAAAUCAACUUCGAAUUUCGUAAAAACCUCAGUAAGAAAUUUGAAAUCAGAAAGAGACUACUACUACUCUACUAAAUACUUGCGAAUCUGUUACAUAUUUUAUGUCCGGGGUACAUACAAUUAUGCGUGCAAUAUUAUUCGGUCGAGACUGACUAUGUAAUUUGCGGAAAAUGAUGGCUUUGAAUUCGUAAGAUGAUAAUAUAUAAAGAAAUGAGAAUGGCUAUUUGUUAACACUUGCAGCAGUUGACUGAUACAAGUAAUCGAACUUUACUUACAAGCUUUUUUCAUUGCCUUGUACCUACUUGUACAAAUUUUUCUAGAAAGCUGAUGAUUUUUUCUUCUUCGCAUUUUUGGGUUUUAUUUAGUGUUAAAUUAAAUUAUAUUUAAUAAUAGAACUGUACUUAUUGUAAAUUUUAAUUUUGUGUAAAAUUAGAGCUAACAUUUAAAUAUAAUACUGUUAAAUUUAAGAAGGUAUUUUUUUCUAAAUUUUAUAAGAGUAGCCUAUUUUUAUUCCUAAGGACUUUGAGCGUUUUCGACAAUAAAUUAUACGUUUGCAGUUUAGAUUUUAUAAUCGUGCAUUUUUAUAAUUUGCUGUUAUUUGUGAACAAAUUUAUGUUGUAAAAAUCAGUCUUCUAGAAAAUUGAGUGCAAAGUUAGGCCAACCGGAAACGAAGCAGUUACUCGUCACUGAAAGCGAAAAGUUUGUCUUUUUACUGUACAUAUCCCUUAUAAAUAUUCACAAGAAAUGCAGCGAAGCUUUUGUAUCUCAGCUCUUUAUCUUUGAAUUAACGAAUCUUUUGAAUGUGAAUAAGGAAUCGAAAUUACGUGUAAUAUAUCGUAUGGUGUUUUAUGUUACUAGCGCUCUAAUAAUGCCUAGAACAUGAAAUGUGUAAAAUCUGGACGUAAAAUCCUCCUCCUGAGCACAAUAAUGGCACACAAAAAUGCAUAAUUGGUACAAAAGUGUGGAUUAUGCUACAAGAAGAAUAUUUUUCAGACAUGGAUUAAAUAUUUCUGUAAACUUCGAGAAGCACCAAGGAACACAUUAUUUUUUUCUCGUUUAUUAUGGUUACUAGUAAUAUUUGUAAAAAGUACAAAGUUUACACUUUUCUAUUCACCUUACUUGCAUCGCGAUAUUGUAUUUUUAUUGUUGACAUGUUCAUAACACGUAAAUCUAAAAAAAUAUGUAAUGAAACUCUCAGAAACGAGACUUAACAUUAUUUUUUUUUUACAAUUUUCAAAUUUUGUGACUCGUUCUUGUUUUUGAUACGUGAUAACGUGAUAUUAUACACAAAGGAAAUAAGUAAUAACUUUUGUGAUUUAUUACCUGGGAUAACAGAAAAAAUGUGCCUUAUGCAUUUAAUGAUACCGGGAGUAAUCGACUCAGUGAUGGCAUUACGAUUUCGCAUUUUACUCAUGAUGUUUAUGAAUGUUCGAUCGAUGAUCCCUUUAUGCUUAAAAUUAUAUUAAAGUUCUACGUGUAGAAAUAAAAAAACAGCUCUCAGUAUGUUUCGAAGGCUACGUAAGUUUAACUCAGGUCGUUCCUAACUGUAAAAACGAGAAUUUUAACACAUUUUUUAGAUUUAGGACAAUUUAGUUGUUAGUGAACUCUCUUUAAGUCAAAAGUUAAGUGAUUCUUCUAGCCUGGUUAGUGUCUUACGUUUAACUAAUAAAAAAUAUCGAUUUUUGGGCCUACGUUAUCUUAGACUUUACUCAAUUUUAACGGUGACCCAAAGAAGAACAAAAA